AUGCUGGGUACCGUCAGUUCAGCAUGGCAUGAAGAGACGUACGGUCUGCUCGGUCAAGGGAAAGGGAAGACCGCGAACUAUCACUCUUGCCAUAGGAAAGGGAUGUGCAUAAUUGUCCUUUCGGCAAUUUCAAUCACAACCAUGUUUUUGUUCUUCAGUCCUCCAAUACUGGCUACUCCCGAUGAAGGACUUUGUCCCCAUCCUGUUUUGCAACUUACGAGGAAUGCCCAAAACGCAUUCGAUACAACUGUGAAACGGCAAUCAAAAUCAUUGAAUGAGGCCAUUGCUGAAUACAAACGUCGAUACAACAUGCCACCACCUCCUCACUUUGACGCGUGGUACAAAUUCGCCACAGACAGAGGGACAGUCCUAAUAGAUGAAUUCGAUAUAAUCUACCACGCACUACUUCCAUUCUGGGGCGUUUCUCCAAGCGUGAUCCGCGAACGAACAAGACAAGACCUUGGAUACAAGGAUAACAUGUUCAUGGGUUGGUCGAUACGAGCCGGCAAGCCGAUCUACACUGUCUUUGGCGAACGGUACCAGCGCGAUGGAAUGAAGAUGAUCAUUGACAAGUUCGCGGAAUAUUUACCAGACAUUGAUAUGGCGUUCAAUGUUCACGAUGAGCCGCGAGUUGUUGUUGCUCAUGAACAGUUGAGUCGGAUGGUCUCUCUUGGUAGAGAAGCUCAGAAUCAGUUGGCUCAGGCAUCCUCCCCAAGGGGUACAUUUUCGAAGCGGGAAUAUGUAUCUGAGUGGAUCACAUCAGUCUCGACUACUCGAUACAACAACCUGGCGCUACAAGAAAAUUGGGUUUAUUCGAGCAUGUCAUGUCCUGCAGACACUCCAGCGAGAAAACUUGACGGGGACCCUCAAGAUGACACAGCUUCGUACGCCGUUCAGCCUCUGGGUUUUGUUUACAACCACACUGCCUUCAGCGAUAUAUGCAGGAACCCUUCGCUGCGGAACCGUGUAGGUCUCUUCAAGGCACCACAUAUUUUGAAGCUGACGGAUGAGAUCGCUCCUGUGUUCUCUGUGUCAGCGCCUUCUUCUUUCCAAGAUAUUCCAAUGCCAUCGAUGUGGUACUACAUGGAUAAAAUGUCUUAUGAAGAGGACAUUGACUCUGAAUGGAAAGACAAGAAACCUCAACUGUACUGGAGAGGAGGCAACAGCGGUGCCCACACAAAGGCAGAUACCUGGCGCCAUUCUUUGCGACAGCAAGUUGUGGGGAAUUUGACUCAUCCUACUUCACCGCAAUAUACCUUUAAACCGAACUCAAGAUCGCCAGCGCCAUCAUGUAGUGAGUUUGGCAGUAAUGAUGGAGCUCUCGAACAAAUCCAUUCAGAAAGAUACCGGGACCAUUUCAACAUCAAAUUUACGGAAAUUGAUUAUUGCGAAGAUGACUGCAAAUCACAAAUUGAAUUCUUCGGAGAACCAGCCAGUUUCGAAUGGCCGAAAGAAGCAUGGCGGCACCGCUACUUACUAGAUAUGGAUGGCUGGGCAUACAGCGGAAGGUUCUAUGCCUUCCUGCGCAGUAAGAGUCUACCCAUGAAACUCUCAAUCUUUCGUGAAUGGCAUCAAGAUAUCCUGGUCCCAUGGGUCCAUUAUGUGCCCCUCAACAAGGAUGUGGACGAAGUUCCCGAGUUGAUCCGAUAUUUUGAAAAUGAUCACACUGGACGAGUCAUUGCGCAGACUAUGGCUGAAAAUGGGAGAACAUGGGCAAAAAGAUUCGCUCGGGUGCAAGAUGAUAACCGGGAAAUGCUGGCGUACAAGGAGUGA
Molecule: messenger RNA, 1773 nt
Organism: Penicillium canescens
Lineage: Eukaryota; Fungi; Ascomycota; Eurotiomycetes; Eurotiales; Aspergillaceae
Product: Lipopolysaccharide-modifying protein
Exons: 3
Coding region: 1-1773 (590 amino acids)
Source: RefSeq, a predicted model, not a curated record